GAAGCUGCCGAUCCAUGGGCACCUGGCUUUGAUCCUUGGAGUCGGGCAGCCGGCAGAGCAGCCCCGUUUCCGGAUGCCAAGGCUGCCAGUGCACAGCAAAAUCCCUGGCAAAAUUAUCGCCCGCCCAGCGCUGGAAUUGGAGCUGGGAAUCUGCCCAGAUCGUCAGACGAGGACAAGCCGGCUCGCAAGACCAAACUGUGCCGAUAUUUCCGGGAAAGCUACUAUUGCAAAGCAGGCGAGUUUUGCAACUUCGCCCACGGCGAGAAGGAUUUGAAAGAGAGGACAGAGGCUGCGAGCAAUUGGCGGACGGAGCGGUGUCCUAGACUUGUGAGAAUGGGUUGGUGUCGCGAGCCCGAUUGCACCUUCGCACACUGCGAGCAAGAGCUGCGCAAGGUGCAGAACCAGGCCCAGAUCAAUCUCAAGGGGACUCCGCCACCUCCUCCUCCUCCUCCAGAUCCGUGGGAUCCUCCCCGAAGGCGAUGGGAUCGGGCCAGAUGGCAGGCCGACGCCUACACCCACGCUGAGGCAGCGCUGUUCACAGCGGCUUUUUUGUUCCAGCCUAAGCCUGUGGCGCUUCGUCGGGCCGGCUGA
Molecule: messenger RNA, 591 nt
Organism: Symbiodinium natans
Lineage: Eukaryota; Dinophyceae; Suessiales; Symbiodiniaceae
Source: the annotation of a GenBank genome assembly